AUGGCAUCUUCUUCCAGCCUGCCGGUCUUGGACGACCCCAUCAUCUCGGAUAGGGACAGUCCGGAAGCCACUGCUAGUCCGGCAGCGGCGGACGAUACGGAGGUCACUGGCAGUUCAGAGGCGCCCCAGGCUUCUGACAAGCCAAGCGGAUCCUCCAAUGGCAAGUCCAGACAGAGAUCUCGCUCAGGCUGCUUCACCUGUCGGGUGAGGAGAAAGAAAUGCGACGAGUUUCGUCCAAACUGCGCCGCAUGCACUAAGCUUGGGCUGAGGUGUGAAUACCGGACUCCUCAGUGGUGGGCAACGGUGGAGAUGCGCAAGAGGCAGAAGGAGAGGAUAAAGCAGAGAAUAAGGCAGACCAAGAUCAUGGAGAAGGAGGGUGGGCUUCAAGAGUAUCGGGAUCGGAUUUCAGCACUCGCCCGGCGCCCUCCUGUCAAUGCGCCCCCUCGCACCCCCCGCCCCGCGUUCGCAGAGCUCCCCAGAGCUGUCAGUCAGUCUCUCCCAACACCCGUCAGCCCCGGUGAUGACCAGUUGAAGUCCCAGCAGGAUGCCGUGCUUCAGAGCAUGGGUCUGGGUUCGUCCCCGACCUUGCCUCAAGGCACUUCGUCCGUUCCGGUCAACACGUUCACAUUACCCAUCCUGGGGUCUUCCUCACACACUUCAGCACUUCCUCCCACUCCGACGUCGGCGCUCUCGACUCCGUCUUUCCCCCAGUCCCCGGCUUAUCCCCACGCUUGGUCCAUGAUGUCGAGUCCAGCUAUGCCGACGUCUGCGUCUUCCGGUCUUUCGCAUCUGCCUCCCUCAACCCCUCUCCUCUCCAGCACUGAGUGGAGCCAGCCAAGUCUCAGUCCAGUACAGUCAAGUUCGCAGCAGUCCUUCAACCCUGUGGACGGUGGUGCUCCACUGUUCGGAGGUGCCCAGAAGCCUCCUCUAUCAGAGACCUUGCGCAGCUUGAUUUCGGUAGGAGACCGUGCCCUUCCACUUCUCGACCACUUCGCCGACCAUGUUGUGCAUCUCGUUUUCCCCAUCCUCGAAGUGAGACCCGGUCCUGCUUUGCAUACCAAGGAAAUCCUCGACUUGAUGCAGACUAACAAGUCCUAUCUCCACUGCUGCCUGAGUGCAUCUGCGAUCCACCUGAAGAACAGUCUCCGCCUCGACGACCAAAUGGAUCAUGACAUUAUGGAGCAUCGUUUCACCGCAAUCAACUAUCUCACUGAGAUGUUGGACAACAGCACCGGCCACUCACAGGUAAUGGAUGCGACACUCGGUCUGAUCUACUAUCACUCGUCGGUUGCCACCACGGAAGACUACUUGUCCGACAUCCCUUGGAGCUACCACUUCCAGGGUGUCUCGAACCUCAUCAAGAAGCUCAACUGUGCACCCAGUCCCAUGAAUAUCACACUCGUUGCUUGGGUAGAUAUCCUUGGAGCUACAAUGAUUGGUAAAACGCCCCAGUUUUCCCACACUUAUCGCCAAAAGCACAUGUGCGGCAUAAGCUCUGGGCUGCAGCAUAUGAUGGGUUGUGAUGAUCGCCUCAUGUACCUGAUUUCGGAGAUUGCGUGUCUCGAGUCCCUGUGGAAUAGCGGAGUCAUUGAUGAGCAGUCACUAUUCCAGCAUGUUUCGGCCAUGAAUGACCAGAUAAACUGGACAGAGGCCACCGAGUCCCCAAUUGGGGCACUUUACGAUGUUAGCGGGGCCAUCCAGUCAGAAGAGUUGGCCAAGCUUGUGACAGCCAUCUUCCGUAUCGCUGUUCGCCUUUACCUGCACAGCCUCCUUCCCAAUUUCGACAGCUACGACGCGACCGUCUUGAGCUGGGUUGCAGCUAUGGGUGAUCUUCUGCAGACUAUUCCGGCCGGGCCUAGUGGCUUUGAUCGCUGCCUGGCCUGGCCUUUGUUCAUCGCGGGUCUGUACUCCGCUCCUCCCAGUCUCUUCCGGAAGACCCUGGCAGAGAGAGUUGCAGCACUGCGGUUCCUAGGCGACUUUGGGAGUAUUGGUCGGAUGUAUCAAGUCCUGAAGGAGGUCUGGAGGCUUUCAGACGAGACUGGUCGUAUUCCUGGAAGCGGUACCAGGCCUCCCAAGAAGCCGACCAAUUCCAUUCUCAAUGAUACCGCCACUCAUCCAUCACAGCUGAUGCAGCGGGUGCAGGAAGUCGAGGAAGCCGGGGAUCUCGAAGGGCAGGAAGCCGACGAGUUGGAGCAACAGGAAGUGGAGGAGCCCCAGCAGGAGUCCAAGUAUAUCCACUGGCGAGAGGUCAUGCGGAGUAGGAAGUGGGAAUACCUACUGCUCUAG
This is a messenger RNA of Aspergillus eucalypticola CBS 122712, 2286 nucleotides long. Its product is annotated as C6 transcription factor rosa. The record is from RefSeq and is a predicted model, not a curated record. Lineage: Eukaryota; Fungi; Ascomycota; Eurotiomycetes; Eurotiales; Aspergillaceae. Gene Ontology annotation, molecular function: zinc ion binding; transcription cis-regulatory region binding; DNA-binding transcription factor activity, RNA polymerase II-specific. The transcript has 3 exons. The coding region runs from base 1 to 2286 and encodes 761 amino acids. Gene Ontology annotation, biological process: positive regulation of transcription by RNA polymerase II. Gene Ontology annotation, cellular component: nucleus.